Messenger RNA from Sycon ciliatum, 2374 nucleotides. RefSeq names its product iduronate 2-sulfatase-like. Bases 406 to 2001 code for a protein of 531 amino acids. The record is from RefSeq and is a predicted model, not a curated record. Gene Ontology annotation, cellular component: cytoplasm. Lineage: Eukaryota; Metazoa; Porifera; Calcarea; Leucosolenida; Sycettidae. Gene Ontology annotation, molecular function: iduronate-2-sulfatase activity. The transcript has 6 exons.
CCGGUGACUUGUGUCCUCGCUGUCUCCGGCUUGACUGAUCGGGAGUGCACUCCCAAGAGUACGACUACGAGUCCCAAGGCCAAGUCCUGGCCAGAUCCGACUUCCGAGCAAGGCUGAGGCGGUGGUGUUUGAAUGAACCUUGCCCAUUCUUUGGUUUGCAACCCUUGAUCCAGCGAAACCAUGCUAAGAAGGUAAGAACUUGGAAGGUUCUUGCGGCAUCAGUGCCCAGCACCGGCGGGGGUAGCUGAGGACCCGGGCCGUUCGACAUAGCGACUAAAAGCAAAGGUUUGAGCCUCUGAGGAGCACAGAGUGCACUCUGCAAAGCGUGAGCGUCGCCUUGUUUGCAGUGAGACGCUGCCACUGGCCUGUGAAGUACGAGUGCUGGACUCCACACGUCUCCUAUCCAUGAUGCUUCGUCUAAAGACUUGGCCAUGGGCCGCAUGGAGCGCCUCCACCCGGCUGCAGAGCAUCAAACACGUUCAUGAAGUAGCGUUCGUCAGUUUGCUGCUAGCAAUCUACACAAGCGUGACUUGUGCUGCAGGAGAUUUUCGGAAUACGAGUCGCAAGAACGUGCUGUACAUCGUCGUGGAUGAUCUUCGUCCUGACCUGGAGCCCUAUGGUCAGGGUUACGUGCAUACUCCCAACAUUGCUGCACUGGCAAACAAAUCACUCAUCUUCGACCGCGCGUAUUGCCAGUUUGCAUUCUGCGCUCCGAGCAGAAGCUCAUUCAUGACGGGGAGGCGACCUGACAGGACAGAAUGCUGGAAUUUCGUGGACAACUUCAGAGAGACUGUGGGACAGAACUGGACAACGCUGCCGCAGUAUUUCAAGGACAAUGGCUACUUCUCGACCGGUGUUGGUAAGCUCUUCCACCCGCUACUCCCACCCAAUGGGGAUCCCCCUAGCUGGUCCGAUUUCAGGGACUUCCCCUACAUUAACCCACUAUACCUGGACUGCCCGGAUUUCAAGUCGUGGUGCAGCCUGGACCGAGCGGAGGACGCGUUUGCCGACGGACUGACGGUGAACGAGGCACUGCGGCGCAUGCGCUACGCGGUGCACAACCUCUCGCAGCCAUUCUUCCUCGGCGUCGGCUUUCACAAGCCGCAUUUGCCGUUCCGCGCGCCCGACGGCUUCAUAGAGCUGUACCCGGCAGCCGAGAACGUCACGCUCGCACGGAACAAGACGUGGCCGCGCAACGCGCCGACCAUAGCAUGGAACGGCUGCCUAGCAUCGCCCGGUCGCUACAAGGAUAUCACGGAGAGGCGCGACUACCUGACGCCCAUGAGCGACGAUGAAGCCGGCUACGUUCGCCGUGGCUACUAUGCUGCCGUCAGCUUCACGGACUCGCUGAUUGGCCAGCUCAUGUCGGAGCUGGAUGCGCUGGGCGUGGCCAAUGAGACGAUCAUAUCACUGCAUGGCGACCACGGCUGGCAUCUUGGGGAGCACAACAUGUGGUGCAAGAUGUCCAACUUUGAGCUGGGUGUGAGAGUACCAUGGAUGGUGCAUGUACCCGACGUUGAGCGAUGUUCGGGCACGCACACACCUGCACUGGCAGAGCUAGUUGAUGUAUACCCAACGCUUGCUGAACUAGCUGGACUCCCUCUUCCUGGCGACCUGGAUGGCACAAGUCAAGCACCGGUGUUUCAUGCCGACGGCGUCAGUGUCAAGAAUGUCUCGCUCUCUCAGUUUCCCAAGUGUGGAUCCAACCUGACACACAUGGGAACGUGUGAACAUCGAGACAAACAUCUGCUCGACUAUAUGGGUUACACUAUUCGCACUGAUCAAUAUCGCUACACUGAAUGGUUUCGAUGGAAUGGCACUGAACUGAGAGCAGACCUGUCCCAGGCAGUUGCACGCGAGCUGUACGAUCACCACGGUGACGAUGGAACUGACUUUGAUUCAUUUGAGAACGAGAACGUCGCUGCGGAGCAAGCCAGCCUGGCCGAUGAGCUGAGUGCCGAGCUUCACCGUGUUGUUACGGGUCAGCGAAGGUCCUUCUAGUAAGACUGAAGGACUGCUGGAAACGAUAAGGAGGAAGAGUGAACAAAUUGUGUUCUAGGAAAAGGGAGUCGUAGAAUACCAGGAGGCGACACGUCACACAUUUCACGAUCAAGGGAUUGCUUCAGUCCCUUUCUCACGACCCGGGAAAUUUGAAGCGUCGUCGUCAUCUUCAUUUUCUCAAUUGGUUUUGCUGUAUGCUUCGAGGCCUAUUCUUGAAUGUAUUCUACGACGCCCUGGUUAGGAAAUAGACCUUAUUGCCAGCUGUUGAGUGUUGCCAGACUCUGCAGGUCAUGGGUGAUCAUGGCUUUCUCUUGUGUGAACACGUUUUGACUCCAAUGGUGUGUACCAUGCUGAUGGUACUUGGCUUGAGUAA